CAAACUCGACAUUUCACAUCUCACCACUCCUCCUUCAAUCAGACCGCAAGAACCAGACUCCGCAGCCAUCACCAGCUCGUCACCACUCGUCCAAUAAAAAUUAAAAAGAGAGAAAAGCGAUAACCAUCAUAAAUCCACCCAAAACCCUUCCCACCACCCAACGCAGCCAGCAACAAUUUUUUAAAAAAAUCUUUGAAAAUCCCUCUUUUUUUCUCGACAUCGAUUGAAACUGCUAGAGGGAAAAGAUAAAAUGCCUCCAAAGCAAUCAAAAGCCGAUUUGGCGAAGAAGCAAAAGAUCGUUGAAGAUAAAACGUUUGGUCUGAAAAACAAGAGCAAGAGCAAAAACGUUCAAAAAUAUGUCCAAAAUCUUCAACAAGCCGUCCAGCCCAAACUAGACCCUAGUAAAAUCGCCGCCAAGAAAAAGAAAGAGGAAGAGAAAGCAAGAGAAAAGGAGCUGAAUGAUCUGUUCAAAGUUGCUGUUAGUCAGCCCAAAGUGCCAGUCGGUGUCGAUCCCAAGUCUAUACUAUGUGAAUUUUUCAAGGCAGGGCAGUGUGCUAAAGGUUUCAAAUGUAAGUUUUCGCAUGAUUUGAAUGUUCAGAGAAAGGGUGAAAAGAUUGAUAUUUACAGCGAUAAGCGUGAUGAAGACACUAUGGAGGAUUGGGAUCAAGAGACUCUGGAGAAGGUUGUGGAGUCGAAGAAGACUGAAUAUAACCAGAAUAAACCGACUGAUAUCGUUUGCAAGUACUUUCUGGAAGUAGUGGAGAAGAAACAAUAUGGCUGGUUUUGGUCUUGCCCAAAUGGUGGUAAAGACUGCCACUACAGACAUGCUCUUCCUCCAGGAUAUGUUUUAAAAUCUCAAAUGAAGGCACUUCUAGAAGAAGAGGCAGACAAAAUUCCUAUUGAAGAAGAGAUUGAAAAUCAGCGUGCAAAAUUAACGGCCUCAACUCCAAUGACUCCUGAGCUGUUUACACAAUGGAAGAUGAAGAAGGCGGAAGAAAGAGAGGCUGGCUUGGCCGCAAAACGAGCAGAAAGAGCUAAGAAUGAUAGGAUGAGUGGCCGGGAGCUGUUCCUCUCUGAUUCAAGUGUAUUUGUGGAUGAUGCUGAGGCAUAUGAAAAUUACCAGAGGGGAGAAGAACUUGUGGUUACUGAAGAGAAGUCCAAGGUCAAUUCAGCAGCAGUGCCAAGCACAUCGACAGGGGCAGUUGCUGAUACAGAAGAGGACCUACCUGACGAGGAUGAAGAUGAUGACGAGCUGGAUAUGGAUGAGCUAAAUGAGCUUGAAGCUAGCUUGUCAAAAACAUCUGUUCAAACCCAUGGGCCAGGUAUUAAGGCGUCAUCUUGAGAGAGAGAGAGAGAGAGGUGAUGAUGAAAAUGUCAAUUUACUACCAAGUGACUAAUGUGAGAAUACCAAAUUUACCAAUGUCACUGGAACUGAUCCGCAUUUCAAGUUGGGACAUUUUUCUGCAAAUUUACCGAAGCCGAUGGAAAUGAUAAGUAGGGGCAUUUUUCUGUUA
Populus nigra (black poplar) is the source of this 1514-nucleotide messenger RNA. Its product is annotated as zinc finger CCCH domain-containing protein 11-like. The record is from RefSeq and is a predicted model, not a curated record. Gene Ontology annotation, cellular component: cytosol. Gene Ontology annotation, molecular function: mRNA binding; metal ion binding. The transcript has 8 exons. Lineage: Eukaryota; Viridiplantae; Streptophyta; Magnoliopsida; Malpighiales; Salicaceae. Bases 251 to 1342 code for a protein of 363 amino acids. Gene Ontology annotation, biological process: cytoplasmic translation.